AUGGCUAUCAAAAAAAUCUUCAUUUUUAUGGCAUUGGCUUUUGCAGUUGACGCCUUUAAAUGGAAACAUUGCGAAGACAACUUGCCCCUGAGGGUGGAUUCUCUGAGCCUCUCCCCGCAUCCCCUGAGGCUCAGGAAAGGACAAAAAGUUACGUUGGGAGGAAAGUUUCAUGUAGGUGAAAAAGUGGGAACAAAAUACAAGAUUGAUGCCACAGUAUGGAAAAAGGUUCCAGUAAUAGGAUGGUUUCAGGUCCCCUGUUUUGGGAUGUGCACACGGUCCAUUAGAUGCGAAGAGCUGGUUGACUUUCUGCAGGGGGCACAGUGCCCACUGGCGCCAGGCAAUUACGAGGUUAAACAACAAACACACUCUCUGCCCGACAUUCCCAUUCCAUCGUUCCUAAAAAAUGGAAGGUACAAAAUUCGAGCAAAAGUGAGAGAUGAAGACAGCAAAAAGCGCAUUUCAUGCCUGGAAAUGGAGUUAAAGACAAGAAGUUAA
Stylophora pistillata is the source of this 495-nucleotide messenger RNA. RefSeq names its product ganglioside GM2 activator-like. Gene Ontology annotation, cellular component: cytoplasmic side of plasma membrane. NCBI's taxonomy places the organism in Eukaryota, Metazoa, Cnidaria, Anthozoa, Scleractinia, Pocilloporidae. Gene Ontology annotation, molecular function: enzyme activator activity; lipid carrier activity. The record is from RefSeq and is a predicted model, not a curated record. Gene Ontology annotation, biological process: ganglioside catabolic process; lipid transport.